Varanus komodoensis (Komodo dragon) is the source of this 4522-nucleotide messenger RNA. Its product is annotated as dual specificity protein kinase CLK2-like. Gene Ontology annotation, cellular component: trans-Golgi network membrane; recycling endosome membrane; nucleus. The record is from RefSeq and is a predicted model, not a curated record. Gene Ontology annotation, biological process: protein phosphorylation; regulation of RNA splicing; protein transport. Gene Ontology annotation, molecular function: ATP binding; protein tyrosine kinase activity. Bases 153 to 2465 code for a protein of 770 amino acids. Lineage: Eukaryota; Metazoa; Chordata; Lepidosauria; Squamata; Varanidae. The transcript is spliced from 20 exons.
CUCGCUCGUUCCUCGGAGCUGCUCCCCGCGCUGCUGGCUGCGUCCCUCGGUUCGAGGCGGGGGAGAGAGAGGAGGAGGACGGGCUGCCGCGCUCCCGCAUCGCCAAGACGGACUUCCUGUGGGACAAGCGCACCGGGCUGGCGGCCAAGAGGAUGCCCCACUCCAGACGGUUUCGCUCUUCGGAACGCAGCAGCCGGGGCAGCCACCGCGAACGCUACAGAAGUCGCAAGCACAAGCGGCGGCGGAGUCGCUCGCGGUCGAGCAGCAGUGAGCGGAGGCACUGCAGGGAAGACAGCUACCAUGUCCGAUCGCGCAGCUACGACAACCACUCAUCCGACCGGCGGGCCUACGACCGGCGGUACUGCGAUGGUUAUCGGCGGGACGGCUACAGCCGCGAGCGGGGUGACGCUUACUACGAGGCCGAGUACCACCAGGCCUACGAGUUCCAGCACUCCCGGGACACCAGCUACCGCAGCUGCAAGAGCAGUCGGCGGAAACGACGGCGGAGGCGCCGCCGUAGCCGCUCCUUCAGCCGUUCCUCAUCGCGGAGUCAGCAAAGCGGCAGGAGAGCCAAGAGCGUGGAAGACGACGCUGAAGGCCACCUCAUCUAUCGCAUCGGCGACUGGCUCCAAGAAAGAUAUGAGAUCAUUAGCACCCUGGGAGAAGGGACUUUUGGCCGGGUGGUGCAGUGCGUGGAUCACCGCAGGGGCAACACACGUGUGGCGCUAAAAAUAAUCAAGAACGUGGAGAAAUACAAAGAGGCAGCUCGUUUGGAGAUCAAUGUGCUGGAGAAAAUUAACGAGAAGGACCCAGACAACCAGAACCUCUGUGUGCAGAUGUACGAUUGGUUUGACUACCACGGCCACAUGUGCAUUUCCUUUGAACUCCUGGGGCUCAGCACCUUCGACUUCCUGAAGGAUAACAACUACCUGCCCUACCCGCUCUACCAGAUCAGGCAUAUGGCGUACCAAGUGUGCCAAGCUGUCGAAUUUCUGCAUCAAAACAAGCUCACGCACACAGACCUCAAGCCUGAAAACAUCCUGUUUGUCAGCUCGGAUUAUGAGAUGACCUACAACUUGGAAAAGAAGCGGGACGAGCGCAGCGUCAAGAGCACGGCCGUGCGGGUGGUCGACUUCGGCAGCGCCACCUUCGACCACGAGCAUCACAGCACCAUCGUCUCCACGAGGCACUAUCGGGCGCCGGAGGUCAUUCUAGAGCUUGGCUGGGCACAGCCGUGUGACGUCUGGAGCAUCGGCUGCAUUAUCUUCGAGUACUACAUGGGAUUCACCUUGUUCCAGACCCAUGAUAACAGAGAGCACCUGGCGAUGAUGGAGCGCAUCUUGGGUCCCAUCCCAUCACGUAUGAUCAGGAAGACCAGGAAGCAGAAAUAUUUCUACCACGGCCGCUUGGACUGGGACGAGAACACCUCUGCCGGGCGCUACGUUCGGGAGAACUGCAAACCGCUACGGGACCCUGCUGUUAUCCAGCACAAGCCUAGUUCUGACUACGCCACUCUGGACGUCUACAAUCCUUUCAACAACCCCAGGCAGGCUCCCCCUCCGUUUGAGUCUCCAGCCUCGGCACAGACUGUCCCUUCAGUGACCCCAGCGCCACCAGCUUCUGUCCCGCAGCCCCUCCGAAAAUCGAGCCCCACAGAACCCAGGAAUUAUGGUUCCUAUGGCACCCAGGAUUCGACCGCAGCAGCCACCGCUGAUCUGUUGAAGCGUCAGGAGGAGCUGAACCGCAAAGCAGAGGAGUUGGAUCGGAGGGAGCGAGAAUUGCAGAACGCUGCUCUGAGCAACGGAGCAGUCCGACAAAAUAAUUGGCCUCCAUUGCCUUCCUUCUGUCCCGUGAAGCCAUGCUUCUAUCAAGAUAUUCCAGUAGAAAUUCCUGUGGACUCCCAGAAAACAGUUAAUAUCAUGUACUACCUUUGGAUGGCCAGCGCGCUCACCCUCUUCUUCAAUUUCCUGGCAAUGCUGGCUUGGUUCUGUGUGGACGUGUCAGGCGGUUCCGGCUUUGGCCUCUCCAUCCUGUGGCCUUUGCUCUUCACACCCUGCUCCUUCCUCUGCUGGUUCCGGCCCAUGUAUAAGGCUUUCAGGAGUGACAGCUCUUUCAACUUCUUCGUCUUCUUUUUCAUCUUCUUUGCACAGGACGUGCUGUACGUUUUUCAGGCCAUUGGCAUCCCUGGAUCAGGUUUCAGUGGUUGGAUUAUGAGCCUCACAGCACUGAAGAGGAACACGGGGGUGGCCAUCCUUAUGAUGGUGGUGGCCAUGUCCUUUACAGCCGUUGCAGGGAUGGGCAUCAUCAUGCUGAAGCGAAUCCACUCCCUCUACCGCCGCACGGGUGCCAGCUUCCAGAAGGCUCAGGAGGAGUUUGCCGCUGGCGUGUUCUCCAACCAAGCAGUGCGCACGGCAGCAUCCAGCGCAGCCACCGGGGCAGCAAGCAGUGCCUUCCGAGCCCCCUAAAAUGAGUGCGGGAGAAAUUGGCUGCUGCUCUUUCUCUGACCCCUUUCCCACGAAGGGCAGCUUCAGCGGAAAAUCCAAGUUGCACUUUUUCCUUUCCCUGUGCUGAUUUUUUUAGAAGGCUGUUUUGCCCGCCAUCCCUUGUACACCCGUUUCCCUCCGAGGUUCGGCAUGGAAUCGGCACUGCUGGCUCAUUCCUCCUUUUUGCUGCAGGAACUGUCACCCCUUUUCCCCAGAAUGGAAGGGGGGGGGCAAUUUCAGGCUUCCUUUCCUUUUCUCCCCUCCCCAACCCAACCCCCAAGGGCUGUGGAGAAUGGAGGCACCCGCUAUAUGCCUUGCUGGAACUGACUCGUGUUUUGUCGGUGCCUCUGUGCACUCACACCACGCUUCCUCUGACUUAUCCCGGGCACAGAGUGGCACAGACCGGCUAGUUCUGUUCCUCUCGCUUUACAUGUCUUGUGUCGCCCAGUUUUAGUCGAGCAACAGCCUGAGAAGCCAGUCCUCCCACAAUCCUCUCUUCCUCUUCCUGAUAGGCUGCUGCUUCUAUUUACGGGCAGGGGUAACACGGCACAGUGAUCAGAGGCAUAGACUGCCUGCCGGGUGGAAAGUCAGCUGAGGUGCCUGGUUACUAUCUGGCAUGGGCAGGCGGUGGCAAGGAAAGGAGGACCUGCUGAAAAUCCGCCUGUUGACAGAUUAAGCGGCCCUGCUCAGAGGACGCAUGAUGCCUGUCUCCCUCGCACUGCUGAUUCUCCUGGCCGCUCCUGAUAGGAAUACGAACAAUCUCCUGCACCAGCUUCUUUCCUCCUCCACCUGACCUGGCCUUUCGCCAAGCAGGGAGAUAGUUUGGGUCGUCCUCUUCCUUUGGUUCUUGCUCUAGCAGCUUUGGGGUGCUGCAGCGGGGCAGUGGAGAGCAGAGAUGCUGGCUGGUUUUGGUGGUCUUGGGUUUUGACAGCUCCCCUGCAAGGUUGAGUAGAGCUUUCUACCAGUGCUGGACAUUGGGUGGUGGUUUGACCUACAUGAUCAACUGCCUUAUUUGUACUGGGAAUAAAAGUACGGUGUUUUUUGUUUUACCAAAGCAGAAAGCAUGUGUGACACUGAAACCCUUCGAUUCGUUCUUGCAGCUGCUUUGGUGAUCUGCGUUUGCCAGUUCCAUGUCUAUGGUUUCCCCCCACAGCCUGUGGGGGCUCUGUGCCUCUGAUCAUUGUUCCCCCUCUCCAUGAUCCAUAACAUGCUGCAUUAUCUUUCAAGCAGCAUGUAUUCCUUUCUGAAGCAGCUGUGACCUCCGUUCCCCCCAUUUCGUCCCCGUGGAGAGUUUUCUUUCUCUCCAGUUUCUUUUAUUGCUUUUCUGACAUUACCUUUCUGUAAAAAAUGCAUCUUUUUUUAAAAGUAUGCCGAAGAUAAAAGGACUUCCCACCCACCACCUGGAGCAGAGGGCUGCUUCAUGUACUCCUUUGUGUGUGGAGGAGCAGGCACAUUUAGAAAGGUAUUGGCAAAAUCUCUGCUUUUCCUCCUCUCUCCACAUCUGAGAGUGUGUAAAGCUGAGAUCUUAAAGCUGUUUGUCUUAGGAUCUGGAUUCCACUUAACUGGCUCCAUUCAUGUUCCCAGAGCAUGGGCAGAGGAGCUGCUGGUGAAGGUUCGAGGUACAGCUGGUACCUCUUUUGCUACAUGCUAAGCAACUUAGUUCAUGAUCUGGGAUCCUCCAAUGAGCAAAGAGGUUCCCCUGGCUUUCUCUUCUCUGAUCUCCAUUUCAACAUCUGCCCUGUGCCACUGCUGCUCCUGGAUUCACCCUAACUCAAGGGUUGGCUUUGUUCUGUGAUUCUCCCUGUUUGUUUCACCCCAUGCUCGGUGCCUCUUCUUUCCCCCGUGUCUCUGGAGUUACUGGAUCUGUACUUCGUAUCCGGGGUUUUCCUCUACUGACUUGAUGCUGUGUCUGCCCCCGCCCCCCUCUGUCCAUUGGACCUUCUUGUCCUCGUGUGUGUAUGUGUGUGCCAUUUCCCUCUGUGCCAAAUGCAAGAUGACUUACAGAACUUUAUUUAAGGAAUAAACAACAUUUUAACUCA